Molecule: messenger RNA, 531 nt
Organism: Anisakis simplex (herring worm)
Lineage: Eukaryota; Metazoa; Nematoda; Chromadorea; Rhabditida; Anisakidae
Source: the annotation of a GenBank genome assembly
AUGUUCGCACCACAUGGAAGUUAUUUACGUGCGCUUGGAGUGACACCUGCUGGUGGUGGUUUAGCUUUAUCCACCUCUUCAGAAUCGAUGGCUUUCACUUUUGCGGCGUUUUGCUACUUAUUUGCUCUGAUUGCAGUUGCAUUUUGCAUAUUCUUCGCUAUUUUCACGGUGAUAUGUAUCGAUGAACUGAAAACAGACUAUAAGAAUCCAAUAGAACAAUGUAGAAAUCUUAAUCAGUUAAUCCUUCCCGAAUACUUGCUCCACUUAUCGUUCACAGUGUUGUUCGUCACAUCGUUGCAGUUGGGUGCAGUCUGUUGGAAUAUACCACUAAUUGCAUAUCACAUCCACAGAUAUAUGAAGCGUCCGGUGAUGACAGGUCCAGGCAUCUAUGACCCGACAACCAUCAUGAGUGCCGAUCAGUUGCAGAGAGCACUAAGCGAAGGCUGGAUCAAACUUGGAUUCUACUUAAUCUCGUUUUUCUAUUAUCUUUAUGCUAUGAUCUAUACACUUGUAACCUCAUCAUCAGCAUAG